Penicillium diatomitis is the source of this 480-nucleotide messenger RNA. RefSeq names its product H(+)-transporting V0 sector ATPase subunit c. The transcript has 6 exons. NCBI's taxonomy places the organism in Eukaryota, Fungi, Ascomycota, Eurotiomycetes, Eurotiales, Aspergillaceae. Gene Ontology annotation, cellular component: proton-transporting V-type ATPase, V0 domain. Gene Ontology annotation, molecular function: proton-transporting ATPase activity, rotational mechanism. The record is from RefSeq and is a predicted model, not a curated record. Gene Ontology annotation, biological process: proton transmembrane transport. Bases 1 to 480 code for a protein of 159 amino acids.
AUGGUCUCAGAACUCUGCCCCGUCUAUGCGCCCUUCUUCGGUGCGCUUGGCUGCACGUCUGCCAUCGUCUUCACCUGCUUCGGCGCUGCCUAUGGCACUGCCAAGGCUGGUGUCGGUGUUUGCAGCAUGGGUGUCCUCCGCCCUGACCUGAUCGUCAAGAACAUCGUCCCCAUCGUCAUGGCUGGUAUUAUUGGUAUUUACGGCUUGGUCGUGUCCGUCCUGGUCGCAAACGACCUGACCCAGGAGCUCCCCUUGUACACUGGUUUCAUCCAACUUGGUGCCGGUCUGGCCGUCGGUCUUGCUGGUCUCGCCGCUGGUUUCGCUAUUGGUAUUGUCGGUGAUGCUGGUGUCCGCGGAACAGCUCAGCAACCUCGUCUCUACGUCGGAAUGAUUCUUAUUCUCAUUUUCGCUGAAGUUUUGGGUCUGUACGGUCUUAUCGUGGCUCUGCUCAUGAACUCGCGUUCUAAAGCUUCUUGCUAA